CAAGGUGAGGCCUUUUCAUCAAUGUUAUGUAUCGAUGUCUUCAGGAAGUCUUUAUGUUUUUGAAACUCAUUCAGGUGUGUGCUUGUGAGCGAGGCUUUGAGCUGGAGAGCAGCGGCCAAGUCUGCAAGGACGUGGAUGAGUGCCAGAAGCCAGGUGGUCAGCCUUGCAGUCAGACCUGUGUCAACACCGAGGGCUCCUAUGGCUGCGCCUGUCACCCUGGCUACUCCCUGGAGCCUGAUGGCCAUACCUGUAAAGCAGCAGGUACCGAACCAAUCCUGCUUGUGGCAAUUCAGUUCAGCCUACUCCUCUGUGGCUUGAGGAGCUUGAAGGAAGAUAUUCUGGCAACCGUAGACAAGAACAUGAUGAUUUUCUCUAUUGACUAUGACUUAGUGGGGCAGAAGGUCUUCUGGACGGAUGUCGGUACGGAAAGUAUUAAGUGGAUAAGUAUGGACACCAAGAAGAAAGGGACCGUGGUGAAAGGGAUAAGGUCAGACUGUAUAGUGGUCGACUGGAUCGGGAGGAAUCUGUACUGGGUGGAUGGGACAGCUGGCCAGAUUUUGGCAAUUCGGCUGACUGCUGUCUGGAGAGGAAAAUCUGAGCACACGAUUGUCCUGGAUGAUGACGUGACUCAACCACGGUCUUUGGCUUUAGAUCCCCUAAACGGGUUAAUGUACUGGUCUGAAAUUGGAGGAGAACCUCAAAUAGAACAAGCCGGGAUGGAUGGUAGCAGCAGAAAAGUACUCAUCAAUCAAGGUCUUGGCUCGCCAACCAGCAUAGCGCUUGACCAGUUUAGCUGGAAGAUAUUCUGGUCCGAUGACAAAUUUCACUGUAUUGGCUCUGCUAAUCUAGAUGGCACUGGUAUUACUAUGCUGCAGCUAACUCGAAUCAAGAGCCCCUUUUCGGUCGCUGUGUUUGAAGAUGAAGUCUUCUGGUCUGAGAUGAAGACGAGAACCGUACAACGCAUGAAGAAGACAACAGGCAAGGACAGGGCUGUCCUCAUCAAGCGUUCUGAACAGCCGUACGGACUCAAGGUCUACAGUGUACUCUUCAAAGUUUGCCCCUCAGUCUCCCUAAAAAGGCCAUAUGUAUGAACUUCCCAAGUGCAAACUAGUGACAUCCUUCUGUCAUGAUUAGAAAGCAAGAUUUACCCAUUAGCUAUUUGUAAGGAUUCGGUGAUGCGUAGUAACAUCUGGCUGCUUUCUUCCAGAUCAUGCAUGAAGUGCUCCAGCCCAAGUCUACCAAUCCUUGUCUGGACGCUGGAUGUUCUCACUUGUGCCUUCUGAGCCCACGCCCCAAGGGAAGCUGUCGUUGCCCAGUUGGACUCCUGCUCGCAGACGAUGGCACCACCUGCAUUCCACUCGAGGAGUCUGCAUUUAUGUUCCUUGUGUUGCCCACAGUUAUCAUGCAGGUACUGUUCCACAGCCUUACGUGUCUGGGCCUGGGCCGCAGUCCAUUUCAGACCGAGUAAUUUGCAUUCCCCAUGCACAGUUAUACAUAGUAGGGGCCCUUGCCCUUGGAAUGUUCUUUUUUUUUUUCUAAUUUUUUCUUUUUUUAUUUAGUGUUUGUUUAUUUCUGAGAGAGAGAAAGA
Panthera uncia (snow leopard) is the source of this 1588-nucleotide messenger RNA. RefSeq names its product low-density lipoprotein receptor-related protein 4-like. The record is from RefSeq and is a predicted model, not a curated record. Lineage: Eukaryota; Metazoa; Chordata; Mammalia; Carnivora; Felidae. Gene Ontology annotation, molecular function: calcium ion binding. The coding region runs from base 27 to 1091 and encodes 354 amino acids. The transcript has 5 exons.